AUGGUGACCGCCAUCACAGGAAGGGCAGCAGAGUGUGGCAUGACCUCUAAGAUGGCGGGGCUUGAGAGUGCUGAUGUCACCGGAAUGCCUGCAGCUUGCACCGACAUCAGAGAUUCAGAGGGUGUGAUGCUGAAUCUGGUUGUGUGCGGGAGUAACAGAGAAUUAAAAUCCUUCAUAUUAAACCUGAUCCUGAAGCAGAGCGAGAGAAGAUCCGAGCUGAGCUCCGAGUGUGUGAGGAGAGACGUGGAGCUUGAUGGACGUCUGAUCAGUCUGGUGGAGCUUCCAGCUCUGUUCAACACUCAGCUCUCAGAGGAGGACGUGCUGCGUCAGACUCACCGCUGUGUGUCUCUCUGUCAUCCUGGAGUUCAUGUGUUCAUCCUCAUCAUUCCUGAUGCUCCACUGACUGAUGAAGACAGAGCAGAAAUAGAGAAGAUCCAGAGGAUCUUCAGCUCAAGAAUCAACAAACACAUCAUGAUCCUCAUAAAGCAGAAUCCAGAGCAUCAGACAGCAGAACUCAAUGAAGAAACACAGUCUGUCAUUGAGAGAUUUGGAGGACGACAUCAUAUCAUUGACCUGAACACACAAGUGUCUGUGUUGAUGGAGAAACUGGAGCAGAUGGUUGAGGAAAAUAGUGGUGUUUGUUUCUCCACAGAGACACAGAUGGAGAAACUAGAGAAAUUUGAAGAAAUGAAGAGAAGAAUUAAUUCAUUAGAGACGUGGUUUCAAUCACAAGAGGGUGUGAAGCUGAAUCUGGUUGUGUGUGGGAGUAACAGAGAAUUAAAAUCCUUCACAUCAAACCUGAUCCUGAAGCAGAGCGAGAGAAGAUCCGAGCUGAGCUCCGAGUGUGUGAGGAGAGACGUGGAGCUUGAUGGACGUCUGAUCAGUCUGGUGGAGCUUCCAGCUCUGUUCAACACUCAGCUCUCAGAGGAGGACGUGCUGCGUCAGACUCACCGCUGUGUGUCUCUCUGUCAUCCUGGAGUUCAUGUGUUCAUCCUCAUCAUUCCUGAUGCUCCACUGACUGAUGAAGACAGAGCAGAAAUAGAGAAGAUCCAGAGGAUCUUCAGCUCAAGAAUCAACAAACACAUCAUGAUCCUCAUAAAGCAGAAUCCAGAGCAUCAGACAGCAGAACUCAAUGAAGAAACACAGUCUGUCAUUGAGAGAUUUGGAGGACGACAUCAUAUCAUUGACCUGAACACACAAGUGUCUGUGUUGAUGGAGAAACUGGAGCAGAUGGUUGAGGAAAAUAGUGGUGAUUGUUUCUCCACAGAGACAUUGAUGGAGACACAGAUGGACAAACUGCAGAAAUUUGAAGAAAUGAAGCGGAGAUUCCAUUCAUUAGAGACGUGGAUCCAAUCACAAGAUUCAAGAGAAAGAGAAGAUGAUCUGAGGAUUGUGCUGCUGGGAAAAACUGGAGCUGGAAAGAGUUCAACUGCAAACACUAUCUUAGGAAGAAAAUCGUUUAGAGCAGAACUAUCUCAAGAGUCUGUUACUAAAGUGUGUCAGAAAGAGAAAGCUGAAAUCAACAGCAGACACAUUACUGUGAUCGACACUCCAGGACUGUUUGAUACUGAACUCAGUAUUGAAGAAAUCAAGAAAGAAAUCAGCAACUGCAUCCCCAUGAUCCUGCCUGGACCACAUGUGUUCAUCAUUGUGCUCAAUUUAGCACACCGAUUCACUGAAGAAGAAGCAACAGCAGUGAAUAUCAUCCAAGAGACAUUUGGUGAAAACUCAUUAAAGUACACCAUAGUGCUCUUCACCAGAGGAGAUGAGCUGAAGAACAAAACCAUUGAUCAGUGUUUGGGAAAACCUGGAUCUGAUUUGAAUCAGCUGAUUGAAGCAUGUGGAAACAGAUACCAUGUGUUCAAUAAUGAGACUGAAGAUCGAACACAGGUGACUGAUCUACUGCAGAAGAUAGACAACAUGGUGAAAGAGAACGGAGGGAGUUACUACUCAUGUAAGAUGUUCAGAGAGAUGGAGAGAGAAAAACAAGACAAACAGAUGAAGAUACUGAUGGAGAAAGUGGAGCAAGUGAACAGAGAAAAAGAAGAACUGAUGAACAAACAUAAAGAAGAGAAAAAGAAGAUGAAGAUGAAGAUCGAGGAAGAAAGACAGAAUCAUGAGAAAGAGAGAAAAAGAAGAGAAGAUGAAUUUAUUGAGAGAGAAGAACAAUAUAAAAGAGAUAUUCUAGAGAGAGAGGAACAAGAGAGAAAGAUACGAGAGGAGCUGAAGAGAGAACGAGAGGAAUGGGAGAAACAGAAACAACAGGAAAGACAAAGAAGAGAAGAAGAGGAGGAGAAAUGGAGAAAGAAAGAACAGACAAUGGGGGCUGAACAUAAUCAGAGACUUAAAGAAGAGAAAGAGAGAAGUCAAAGAGAGAUAGAAGAUCUUCAGUUCAAACAUGAAAAAGAGAUGAAUAGAAUGAAGAUGAUGAUGGAGGAAGAACAACAGAAUCAUGACAAAGAGAGAAAAAGAAGAGAAGAAGAGGAGGAGAAGUGGAGAAAGAAAGAACAUUCAAUGUCAGAUGAAUAUAAUCAGAAACUUAAACAAGAGAAAGAGAGAAUGAAUAGAGAGAAGGAAAUUCUUCAAUCUGAACAUGAAAAAGAGAGAGAGCGAAUAAAGACGAUGAUGGAUGAGGAAAGACAGGAUCAUGAUAAAGAGAGAAAGAGAAGAGAAGAGGAAUAUAAGGAGGGAGAAGAACGAUAUAAAACCGAGAUGAAAAGAGAACGAGAGGAAUGGGAGAAACAGAAACAACAAGAAAGACAAAGAAGAGAUGAAGAGGAGGAGAGAAGGAGAAAGAUAGAAAAAGAAACAUGGGAUGAAUAUUAUCAGAAACUUAAACGAGAGAGAGAAAGAAGACAGCGAGAGAGAGAAGAUCUUCAGUUCAAACAUGAAGAAGAGAGAGAGAGAAUGAAGAAGAUGAUGGAGGAAGAAAGACAGAAUCAUGAAAAAGAGAGAAAGAGAAGAGAAGAAGAAUAUAUAGAGAGAGAAGAACAAUAUAAAACAGACAUUAAAUAUAUAGAAAAACAAGACAGAAAGAUACGAGAGGAUCUGAAGAGAGAACGAGAAGAAUGGGAAAAACAGAAACAACAAGAAAGACAAAGAGAAGAAGAGGAGAAAGAAACAAGCAGAUAUAUUGAACUUUAUACAGGACCUCCUGAGGUUCAGCACACAGAGAAUGAUGAAGAUUCAGCAUCAGAUCCAGGAGGUUUAAGAAUCUUGCUGUUUGGGAGGACAGGAAGUGGAAAGUCUGCAACAGGAAACACUAUCCUCAGAACAAAAGAGUUUCACAGUGAAGCCAGUUCACGUUUGGUGACCACUGUUUGUCAGAAGAGAGUUGGUGAAGUUGAUGGUCGAUCAGUAGCUGUUAUUGAUACUCCAGGACUCUUUGACCCCUCACUGACAAAUGAACAAGUGCAGGAAGAAAUAAUGAAGUGUAUUUCACUGUCAGCACCUGGACCACAUGCGUUCAUCAUUGUGCUGAGUCUGGGAGGAAUCACUCGAGAAGAGAAAGACACUUUAGACAUGAUCAAGAUGAUCUUUGGCUCAAAAGCAGCAGAUUUCUGCAUUGUUCUCCUCACUAGAGGAGAUGAUCUGAGAGGACAAACAAUGGAGCAAUAUGUAGAGAAAAAUGCUGAACUCAAGAAACUAACCAGUGAAUGUGGAAACAGAUUCCUGGCUUUUAACAACACAGAGACACAAGAUCAGACACAAGUUACUCAGCUGUUGAAUAUGAUAGAAGAGAUGAAUCAGGGCCGAUACUUCACUAAUGAGAUGUUUGAAGAGGCGGCGAUCUCCACUGAGCAGAGAAUGGAAAUGAUAGAAGAGAAUGAAAGAAAAAAACUAACUUUUGUUGAAGAAUUAGAAGCCAAUUAUGAUAUUGAAGACAAAAGCAUGAGAGAGAUACUGAAGAAGAAGAUCCAAAAGAUAGAGGAGGAAAGAGAGAGGCUGGAGAACCAGUUCAGAGAACAAGAGGAAACACUCAGGAAAGAGUUUGAGGAGAAAGAAAAAUCAGAUCAGGAGAAACGAGAGACGGAGGAUCAGAAACAAUCAGAAGAAGAGAAACAGCAAAGAGCUGAAUAUGAUCAAACAAUAGAGGAGAUGAAGAGAGAGAUUGAAGAUCAGAGAAUACAGUAUGAAGAAGAGCUAAAAGAAAGAGAAGAAGAAGAGAGAAAGAGAGAAGAAGAAUAUAAACAAGAUCAAGAAAAGAUGAGAAAUUAUCACGAACACAUCAUGACAGAGUUAAGAAAAAAACAGGAGGAGGAAAUAAAAAAGAGAGAUUCAGAGGAACAAAUGAUGAAGGAACAAGAAGAGAAAGAGAGAGAAGAAUGGAAGAGAAAAAUAAAAGAGGCUGAAAAUGACAAAGAGACUCAAGAGGAAAUUAAACGACAGCAGAGAGAAUGGGGGGAAGAGAAGAAACGACAGAUGAGAGAACGAGAGAAAGAGGAAAGAGAGAGAAAAGAGAAACACAGGAAACAACUGAGAGAAAAACAAGAAGAACUGGAGAACAAGAGAAAUAUUUCUGAAAGAGAGAGAGAAGAAGAACAGAUGAUAGAGGAGGAGAGAGAGAAACAGAAAAGAGCGAGAGAACAGAAGAAGAGAGAAUAUGAAGACAAUAUAUAUGAAAUGAAGAGACAUUAUGAGAAGCUGGAGCAAGAGAGAAAAGAGGAGAGGAAGAGAAGAAAACGAGAGGAUGAAGAGAGGCGAGUGGAGAAGAGAAAGAGAUGGGAGGAAGUGAUAGAAGAUCUGAAACGAGAGCAAGAGAAUGAGAUCAAGAGAAGAGAACGAGAGGAGACAGAAAGAAUAGACAGAGCAGAAAAAGAGUGCGAUGAAAUGAAACAGAAACAUGAAGAGGAAAUAGAGAAGAUGAAGAAGAAACAUCAAGAUGAAGCCAGAGAACAAAGAGAAGAACUGAAUGAUUUCAGAAAGAAAAAAGAUCAGCAUGUUCAGGAGCUCAAGGAGAGACUUGAAGAGAUUCAAAAACAACUGAAUGAAGCGAAAAGGUUAAGAGAGGAGCUAAAAGGUAAAGUGAAUGAAGGGAAACGUUUAAGAGAAGACCUAGAAGAAAAGAGGAUGAAGGGAAACGUUUAA
This is a messenger RNA of Sinocyclocheilus grahami, 5088 nucleotides long. Its product is annotated as trichohyalin-like. Gene Ontology annotation, molecular function: GTP binding. The transcript has 5 exons. The record is from RefSeq and is a predicted model, not a curated record. The coding region runs from base 1 to 5088 and encodes 1695 amino acids. NCBI's taxonomy places the organism in Eukaryota, Metazoa, Chordata, Actinopteri, Cypriniformes, Cyprinidae.